AUGUUAGCAGUGAAUAAUACCUGUUCGCCCACCUGUGUGCCGCCCACAGUGUCACGGUUCUCCAGCCCCAGACUGACGCCGCGGCUGAGCAGGAAGAGGGCGCUGUCCAUCUCCCCACUGUCCGAUGCCAGCAUCGACCUCCAGACGAUGAUCCGCACCUCGCCCAACUCCCUGGUGGCGUACAUCAAUAACUCGCGCUCGAGCUCGGCCGCCAGCAGCUCCUACGGACACCUGUCGGUCGGAGGGCUCAGGUAUCUGCAUGCACACCAGCCAUCCUUCCCCUUCCCUCACCACAUCAACCCCAUGGCCUACCAGCAGCUCCUCUCCCAGCAGCGAGGCCUCAGCGCCUGCCACACUCCGCCCCUCAUCCAACCUCCACCCACCUUCUCAAGCCGCCAGGGGGCCCUCGGCCUCUCCUCGCUGCCCGCCUCCACCCAUAAUAGUGACCUGACAUCCAAGAACCACGGAGGUGACUCAGCCGUCAGCAGCACAGUUGACCCCAUGAACACCAAAAGGUCAAAGGUCAAGGCUGAAGCAGAAGGACUGAGACCAUCAUCUCCCUGUUCACCGAACCAUCACAGCAGCUUGUUGGACCUGAAGGAUGACGUGGAUCGGGACGACUGUAAGCAGGAGCCUGAGGCUGUUUACGAAACCAACUGCCACUGGGAGGGCUGCAGCAAAGAGUAUGACACGCAGGACCAGCUGGUCCACCACAUCAAUAACGACCACAUCCACGGAGAGAAGAAGGAGUUCGUGUGCCGCUGGGAGGACUGUUCACGGGAGCAGAAACCCUUCAAAGCUCAGUACAUGUUGGUGGUUCACAUGCGGCGACACACGGGGGAGAAACCACACAAGUGCACGUUCGAGGGCUGCUCUAAGGCUUACUCCAGGCUGGAGAAUCUGAAAACCCACCUGCGCUCGCACACUGGUGAGAAACCCUACGUCUGCGAGCACGAAGGAUGCAACAAAGCCUUCUCCAACGCCUCGGACCGCGCCAAGCACCAGAACCGGACGCACUCCAAUGAGAAACCCUACGUCUGUAAGAUCCCCGGCUGCACCAAGCGCUACACAGAUCCCAGCUCUCUCAGGAAGCAUGUGAAGACAGUACACGGCCCCGAGGCCCACGUCACUAAGAAGCAGCGCAGUGACCUGCCGCCCAGGCAGCCGCCACCCAGGGAGAACGGCGAGAAUGAGACGGGUCCCAGAGAGCGAAUCCACAGGGAGGACAAGAUAUUGGACAACAGCUCCCCUAGAGGUGUGGAGGACUACCUGCAGGUCAAAUCCAUCAAGACAGAAACCUCUGUGAUGUAUCAGUCCAGCCCUGGCGGUCAGUCAUCAUGUAGCAGCGAACCAUCACCACUUGGCAGUGCCACCAACAAUGACAGUGGAGUAGAGAUGGCGGUGCACAGUGGGGGGAGCCUGGGGGACCUCAGCACCCUGGACGACCUGCCGUUUGUGGAGUCCUUGGGCUUUGAAGAUUCCACCGGUGGGGUCGCAGCAGUCAGUCUCCACUUCAGAAAGCAGCUCAGCACCAGCCAUCGCUUGGAGCAUCUCAAGAAGGAGAAGCUGAAGACAGUGAGGGACUCCUGUCGGUGGACCAAGAACCUAACACCACCCCCGGUCCUUGGCACCAAGCUCCCACCCAUUCCAGCAAGGGGGUCCCCCCUGGACCAAAAUAUGGGUGGUGGUCCGGCGUCCUUCCCUGGUUCUGGCUUCGGUGAGCUGAGCUCUGGUAAAACGACUCUGCUGGAAACUAUCACAGAGAGACGUGACAGCACUUCCAGCACCCUGAGCUCAGUCUACACCCUCAGCCGCCGUUCCUCAGGCAUCUCCCCUUGUUUCUCCAGUCGGCGCUCCAGCCAGGCCUCGCAGUUUGGUGCCAACCGCCCCAGCAACGUCAGCUCUGCGGACUCCUACGACCCCAUUUCUGCUGACAUCUCACGGCGCUCAAGUCAGACCAGCCAGUGUGGAACAGGAGGGUGUGGGGGACUGGGCUUUCCCAGCCCUCUCAGCCUGACUCCAGCCCAGCACUAUCGUCUUAAGGCAAAAUAUGCAGCUGCCACUGGGGGCGCACCACCUACACCUCUUCCCUACAUGGACCAAAUGUGUCUAAAGUCUCACCCAGCCCUGUAUGAGGACUCCCAGCAACCCUCCAUCAACAAAGCUUUGCCUUUCAGACAGUACAGCAGCUAUGCCACGCGAAGUUUGAUGCCCCACGAGGUCCCGUCUAACAUCCCCCGCCGAGCCAGUGACCCUGUGAGACAGGUUGCCACAGAUUCUCUAAACCAACCACAGAUGCAGCGCUACAACAGCAUGGGCACGCUGAGUGGAGGGGUGACAAUGCAGCCCCGUCCAUCUCCUGCAGCAGAUCACCGGCGUUCAUCUCAGCAAGGUUGCCUUCGAUCAGAUGGUAGUCUCCACCGCUACCCUUAUAGCCUGUGGCCACUAAGCAUUUCAGAGAAUGCUACUAUGGAGACAAGUCAGAUCCUUGACAAAGGAGAUAAAACCAAUGAAGAUUUCCAAGAAAACCCAGCUCUCCAGCAGCAUCAGUUCUGCCAGAGAAGGAUAGCUGUUGUGAAUCUACCCUCACAGGCUUUACCCACUUUGAGCAAGACUCCAGGACAGCAACAACAGAUGUGUCCAUCAUCACCGUCCAACAUCCCAGCUUCUUCUGGACUCAUGGACGCCCUCCAGUACUACUCCAGACUACAGGUCAGAGGGCACCUGGCUGUCCUCCAACAAAACCAGAACAUUGAAUCAUUUAGCCACCAUUUCAGCUCCAACCAGCAGAUGAAUCAUAACCUCGUAAUGCAGCAGAGUCGCAUUCAGCUGAACUCUGACCCUGGAGCAAACUGCCUUCAGCAACAGGGAUUCCAGCAGCCAUCAAAUCUCAAUGAAGCCUUGGUGAAGGAAGGCAGGGACAGGAAUGGUAACACCACCUAUCCACCUUGUGUUAAUACUGUCAGUGGGAGCAAUUGCAAACAGGAACCAGGGGAUAUGGAAACCUUCAACUUGCACUUUGCCAGUGCUGGAUUUCAGCCUGUGCAGGUAAAGAUUGAGGACUGUGACCCAUCAGUGUGUAAAAUGAACUCCCAGAAUUCCUCACAAGUUGGAAAUCAGAACCAUUUUCAACCAAGGCCACCGACCGAACCGAGAUCUCUGAACAGGCACCCUUCACGCCCAAAAGUGACACAGCAAAUGACACAGCCUGCUAACGUUAACCCCGAAUUAUCCACUGCUGGUUUAGGACUUCACUGCAGCGAUAACGCUAAUGACAAUGCCUUGUACUACACAGGACAGAUUCAAGUAUAUGAGUCCAAUGGGAACUUGAGCUGUAAUAUGGUGGCACCUCUCGCUGGAACUGUCAAUCAGGCACCAAGGACCGUUGACUGUACCGCAACACUUGAGCAGGCACAGAUAGACUUUGACACCAUGCUGGAUGAUGGGGAUCACUCCAGCCUCAUGUCGGGAACGCUGAGUCCAGGUCUGCUCCAGAGUUUGUCCCAGAGCUCCUCUCGCCUCACCACGCCCAGGAACUCAGUCACAUUGCCCUCGGUGCCUGCGGGAACAGGGAACAUGGCCAUCGGGGACAUGAGCUCACUGCUGAGUGCUCUGGCAGAGGAGAGCAAGUUCCUCAACUUGAUGUCUUAGCCACAAACUGUUCACAGACGUUUUGAACCGCUGAUGCACAAUAACCCUUCAACCCUGGAGUUGGAAUUGAUGAGAUUGUGAGCUGAAAGCCUCUGCAGUCUGUCUGUUGAUUCUUUGUACAGUCUUGUUUAUUAAUUAUUUAAAAUGGCAGUUUUCUAUCUUUUCAAAAAGCCAUAUCAUUUUUGGGUUUUUUUGCCUUAGAUAGCAAAUAUGAUGAGACAAGAGAGUUUGUUCAGUUGUUGUACAGGUCUGCAGUAAGAUCAGUUUACUAAGUGCCUGACUCAGAUACAACAAACAUAUGUUGUGCAUAUUAUUGUAUUUAAAAACAUGCAACUGCAACC
This is a messenger RNA of Archocentrus centrarchus (flier cichlid), 3992 nucleotides long. RefSeq names its product zinc finger protein GLI2-like. Gene Ontology annotation, molecular function: DNA-binding transcription factor activity, RNA polymerase II-specific; RNA polymerase II cis-regulatory region sequence-specific DNA binding. Gene Ontology annotation, cellular component: nucleus. Gene Ontology annotation, biological process: regulation of transcription by RNA polymerase II; smoothened signaling pathway. NCBI's taxonomy places the organism in Eukaryota, Metazoa, Chordata, Actinopteri, Cichliformes, Cichlidae. The record is from RefSeq and is a predicted model, not a curated record.